AUGGUGGUAGCAAUGAUAGAAUCUGAUAAUUUUCUUUCAGUUGCCACCACUGAGCUUGCAUCUGUUGCUCUGUCGAUGAUUAACGAAGAAGAAGGUCGAUUCAAACUGGUCAUUGCUAAUGUUAAUAUGCCUGACAUGGCUUGUCUUUCAUUCCUCCGAGUGUUGAUCAAGAAGGAAAUCCCUGUCAUUUUGAUUGCCUCUGAAAGAAGUUUGAGUGCUACUAGUAAAGCCCUAGAUGAAGGGGCAUCAUUUUUUCUCGAAAAACCUAUCUCUUUCGAUGAUUUAAAGUACUUGUGGCAACAUGUAUAUAAGUCGAGAGUCAAACCUCGAAAAGGAAACCGAGAAAUGUGGAGUAAUGAAAAGAUGAUCCGAGAGGCAAGUGAUUUGCAAUACAGCACUAAUUAUCAACGCAUCAAUGUUGAUCCAAAAGGGAAGAAUAAGCAAGUCAUGGAAGCAGGUCAAGUUGAUGAAAAGAGUAAGGGGAAAAAGAGAUCGUUGUACAACUACGAAGUAGAAAAAAGAAGAGGGAAGAAAGCUAAACAAGACUCUGAACGUACAAAUUAUGAUGAUAUGAAACUUAUUAAGGAUAUAGAGAAAGAAUUAAUGAGUGACAACAUCGAGGAACUAGAGAAAGAGAUGUUUGAGAAUAAUACAAGCUCCGGCCAGAAAGAGUCUCGCCGGUUUAUCUGGACUCCGGAGCUUCAUCUCAAGUUUACUGCAGCUCUUAAGGCACUUGAGAACAGAAAGGCUCGUCCAAAACAAAUAUUGAAGCUGAUGAAUGUGCCUUAUUUGACCCAACGCCAGGUUGCCAGCCAUUUACAGAUAGCUAUUUCACUGACCAUUUCUGUAUCCUUCAAGAAAUACAAAUUAACUCAAGCUAAGCGCAAUGCUGAGAAUGGCGCCAGCACUGAUUUACCUUCAGGAAAAAGAUCACCACGCAUCCAUGGCAACAGUAAAAUAUCAGGGCAACCGCAUGAGAAGAUGAUCAAGCCAUCGGGAUGUCAGCGAGGACUUAGAAGUUGCAGCAUUGCAAUUGGUUUCGGAGGACAAUGCAGCUCAGGCAGUAUGCCUAAUUUAGGAAAAUCUCCAACGGACUUCACAAUUCCUCAGAACCAUGAAGUGAAUGCUGUCGCGAUUUCGACCCCUCCAGCUGCUGGCUCAGUCAAUCAAACCGAGGCUUCAACAGAAUUUGCUAAUCUAGCGAAGUUGCUUGAUGAAGAGGUAGAAGAAUUCACAGGUCUAGGCGAUGGAGUAAAUCCAAAUGAUGUCGAUCGAUACUAUGUAUUGCUAACAGAAGCUUUACUUGGAAACAACCAACUUCCGCCACAUUUCAACCCAGCAUGA
This is a messenger RNA of Pistacia vera, 1344 nucleotides long. RefSeq names its product putative two-component response regulator-like APRR6. The record is from RefSeq and is a predicted model, not a curated record. Gene Ontology annotation, molecular function: DNA binding. The transcript has 6 exons. Bases 1 to 1344 code for a protein of 447 amino acids. NCBI's taxonomy places the organism in Eukaryota, Viridiplantae, Streptophyta, Magnoliopsida, Sapindales, Anacardiaceae. Gene Ontology annotation, biological process: phosphorelay signal transduction system.